AUGCUGAGGGAGGAAGUAUUUGGCAGAGGAGAGAAUGAGGGAGGGGCAGUUGAUCCCUCCAUGAUCAGCCAGGAAAAUGAGACGGUGGAUGGAUUUGUCUGGUUUGAUCCUGGGAGGAUAGAGGCUCUUGAUAAUAGGUGUGAUCCCAUCUUUGUUGUUGAAGAGGGCGAAGACGGCAGCUCUGCCCUGGUGUUCCUUAUCCCUACUCCCUGUUCCCAGGCCCUCAAGGCCAUCCACACCCCAGGACAUCUACUGGUAAGGGUGGUGGUAGAGAUUACCAGGGGUAUAGAGGAUUUAGAGAGGAAGUGUAUGGAGGAGGGAUGCAAGUGGUGCAAGUUGGACAAGUCCGCCUGCACCAUAAGUAGGAGUAAGCAGACAAAGAAGUGGAGGAUGUCCUGCAACAAGUGCAGCCAUGAGAAGUACAAGUGUGUGUGGGACAACAAUGCAAGCCUGGGGUGCAAGUUCUGGAAGCCAAUGGCCUCAAAUCCAGAAGCAUCAGAGGCUCUGGUUACUGCUCCUGACCAUCCCAUUAAGAUUGGGCCACCACAUGGAGCACACAAGCUGGUUUACCAGCCCCAUGCCACAGCUGGGACCUUCACAAGCAGGAUCCCCCCACCUUCAUGA
This is a messenger RNA of Serpula lacrymans var. lacrymans S7.9, 624 nucleotides long. RefSeq lists its product as uncharacterized. The coding region runs from base 1 to 624 and encodes 207 amino acids. The transcript has 5 exons. The record is from RefSeq and is a predicted model, not a curated record. Lineage: Eukaryota; Fungi; Basidiomycota; Agaricomycetes; Boletales; Serpulaceae.